ACCCCUCACUUGCCAGUCACCACCAGCACCUGAUGGCACUUGUUAGAGGACGCCGUAACCUCAACCUCCGCCUCCCCUUGCGGGACUCCACCGACUACCGUACUUUUUUCCCCUUCCCACUCCCGCUCACUUCAUACUCCUACGCCACCAUAAACGCCGGCGCUGCCCCCUCCACCCAAGAAGUCGACCGCCUCUCCGACCUCGAGAAACUCAAAGUUCUCGGCCACGGUAACGGCGGCACAGUCUACGAAGUUCGACACAAACACACCUCCGCCAUCUACGCCCUAAAAGUCGUCCGCGCCGAUUGCGACACUACCGUCCGCCGUCAGAUCUUCCGUGAGAUACAGAUCCUCCGCCGUACGGACUCCCCCUACACCGUCCGAUGCCACGGAAUUUUUGAAAAACCGUCCGGCGAUAUUGCGAUCGUCAUGGAAUACAUGGACGCCGGUACACUCGAGACUCUCCUCAAAUCCCAUGGAACCCUCUCCGAACCAUCACUCUCCACCAUUGCUCGACAAGUCCUCAACGGUCUUCACUACUUACACUCUCAGAAAAUCGUCCACAGAGACAUCAAACCCGCGAAUCUGCUUGUGAAUCAGAAGAUGGAAGUCAAAAUUGCAGACUUCGGGGUCAGCAGAAUCAUGUGCCGGAUGCUCGAACCCUGUGAUUCUUAUGUGGGUACCUGUGCUUACAUGAGCCCUGAGAGGUUCAAUCCAGACAGCUAUGGUUCUAAUUACGACGGUUAUGCCGCCGAUAUCUGGAGUUUGGGGCUGACGCUAAUGGAGCUUUACCUAGGUCACUUCCCCUUCUUGCGUCCUGAGCAAAGACCCGAUUGGGCUACGCUAAUGUGUGCUAUAUGUUUCGGAGAACCACCAAGUUUGCCGGAAAAUGCUUCAGACGAGUUUCGGAGCUUCAUCAAUUGUUGUCUGCAGAAGGAUUCGACUAAGAGAUGGACCGUUUCGCAACUUUUAUCACACCCCUUUGUUGCUAAAGAUCAGGAAUUUGAAAAUUAAUCAGAAAUUAAAUCCUCCUAAUCGUCGCCGAUUUUGGGAAUCUCCGGCGACGAUACCUGUACAUAUUAUGCGGGGAUCUUUUCUGGUUUCUGGAUUAGGGUGUACAGUUUCAUUUCCUUUUUCAGAAUAAAAAUUCAAUUUAUUCCAA
Messenger RNA from Macadamia integrifolia, 1161 nucleotides. Its product is annotated as mitogen-activated protein kinase kinase 9-like. Gene Ontology annotation, biological process: protein phosphorylation. The transcript has a single exon. Gene Ontology annotation, cellular component: cytoplasm. The record is from RefSeq and is a predicted model, not a curated record. Bases 33 to 1013 code for a protein of 326 amino acids. Gene Ontology annotation, molecular function: protein serine/threonine kinase activity; ATP binding. Lineage: Eukaryota; Viridiplantae; Streptophyta; Magnoliopsida; Proteales; Proteaceae.